Messenger RNA from Ipomoea triloba (trilobed morning glory), 1465 nucleotides. RefSeq names its product zinc finger protein CONSTANS-LIKE 2-like. Gene Ontology annotation, cellular component: nucleus. Gene Ontology annotation, biological process: regulation of flower development. The transcript has 2 exons. Gene Ontology annotation, molecular function: zinc ion binding; protein binding. The record is from RefSeq and is a predicted model, not a curated record. Lineage: Eukaryota; Viridiplantae; Streptophyta; Magnoliopsida; Solanales; Convolvulaceae. Bases 32 to 1312 code for a protein of 426 amino acids.
GUGCGAGGAAACACUCAAAAACACAAAAACAAUGUUGAAGGAAGAGAGCUGUGAGGUUUUGGAUUUGGAUGUUACCAUUGGGAGCAGCAGCGGCAGUGGCAACAAGCAGAGCUGGGCUCGGGUCUGCGACAUAUGCCGUUCCGCGGCAUGCAGCGUUUACUGCCGGGCCGACUUGGCGUACCUCUGCGGGGGCUGCGACGCCCGCGUGCAUGCGGCCAACACCGUGGCGGGGCGACACGAGCGCGUGCUGGUGUGUGAGGCGUGCGAGAGCGCGCCUGCCACGGUCAUAUGUAAGGCGGAUGCUGCUUCGCUUUGUGCAGCCUGUGACUCGGAUAUCCACUCCGCCAACCCGCUGGCACGCCGCCACCACCGCGUCCCGAUUCUGCCCAUUUCAGGCACUCUUUAUGGGCCUCCCACUAGUAACCCCUGCAGGGAGAGUUCCAUGAUGGUUGGGCUGACGGGAGAUGCCGCGGAGGACAAUGGGUUCUUGACUCAGGAUGCAGAGGAAACUACCAUGGAUGAAGAUGAAGACGAGGCGGCUUCUUGGCUGCUGCUUAAUCCUAAUCCUAAUCCCAAUCCUAAUCCCAAUCCUGUCAAGAGCAACAACAGUACAAACAUGUGUAAAGGAGGCAACAACAACAACAAUAACGAGAUGUCAUGCGCAGUAGAGGUUGCGGAUGCUUACUUGGACCUUGCUGAGUUUAGUUCAUGCCAUGACAACCUGUUUGAUGACAAGUAUAAUAGCACAAAUCAGCAGCAGAAUUACUCUGUUCCUCAGAGGAAUAUGAGCUAUGGAGGGGAUAGCAUCGUCCCCAAUCACGGGAAAAAUCAAUUCCAUUAUACACAGGCACUGCAGCAUAACCACCACCGCAAUUUUCAGCUGCAAGGAAUGGAAUAUGAGAAUUUUAACACUGGAUAUGGUUAUCCAGCGUCCAUCAGUCACAGCGUCUCCAUUUCUUCCAUGGAUGUUGGUGUUGUUCCAGAGUCUACCUUGAGUGAUGUCUCAAUCUCCCACUCAAGACCCCCGAAAGGAACAAUUGACCUCUUCUCAGGUCCUCCAAUUCAGAUGCCUCAACAGCUUCAGCUUACUCAAAUGGACAGGGAGGCCAGAGUUCUCAGGUACAGAGAGAAGAAGAAGACCCGCAAGUUUGAGAAGACAAUCAGGUACGCCUCAAGAAAGGCCUAUGCAGAAACCAGGCCAAGAAUAAAAGGUCGAUUUGCAAAGAGAACAGAUGUAGAUACCGAAGUUGAUCAGAUUUUCUAUGCACCAUUGAUGGCAGAAAGUGGAUACGGAAUUGUUCCAUCAUUCUGAAUCCAAAAACAGAGACACUUUUUAGAGUUACUUCAAUUAGUGUAUUCUUAAGCAUAACUGGUUGUUUCAAUAAUGAGAUAAGCCCAUUAACUAUUCCAGCUCUCGAUCUUGUUGUAAUUAUUACCUGCAUAUAUGAAUAUUCAUUUAGUGACC